Molecule: messenger RNA, 651 nt
Organism: Prosopis cineraria
Lineage: Eukaryota; Viridiplantae; Streptophyta; Magnoliopsida; Fabales; Fabaceae
Product: protein NRT1/ PTR FAMILY 7.3-like
Exons: 2
Coding region: 1-651 (216 amino acids)
Biological process (GO): transmembrane transport
Cellular component (GO): membrane
Molecular function (GO): transmembrane transporter activity
Source: RefSeq, a predicted model, not a curated record
AUGACUGAGAAAGAGCUUCUUGCAGUGGUGUUUGCUUUUACCAAGUUUAAAACAUACCUUGAGGGUACUAAGGUGAUAGUUUACACCGACCAUUCAGCUUUGAAGUACUUAUUCAAUAAGAAGGAGUCUAAAGCAAGGUUAAUUCGAUGGGCACUACUUCUACAAGAAUUUGACUUGGAGAUUAUUGAUAGGAAGGGUACUGAGAAUCAAGUGGCGGACCAUCUUUCUAGGUUGAGUACUAAUGCUCAACUUAAAUCUAAUGUUGUUAUUGAUAAAGCUUUUCCUGAUGAGCAACUCUUUAAGUAUGUGCUCAUUGGAGCUUCAGAGGUAUUCAUGUAUGUUGGUCAAUUAGAAUUCUUCAAUGGGCAAGCACCUGAUAGACUAAAGAGUUUUGGAAGUGCGCUUUACAUGACUUCAAUGUCUCUAGGAAACUAUGCAAGCAGUUUGAUUGUUGCUAUUGUUAUGAAGAUUUCUCACAGAGAUGGCAAGCCAGGAUGGAUCCCUAGAAACCUUAACAAGGGACGCUUGGACAAGUUCUAUUUUCUUUUGGCUACAUUGACAGUAGCAGAUCUCACUAUCUACAUUGCUUGUGCUAAGGGGUAUAGGCAUGUUAAAUUUGAAGAGAGGAGUGAUGAAGAAAACAAUUGCUAA